AUGUCCGCUGCUGCCACAGACAACUAUCCGGUGUCCUCAGACACUCUCGCCACAGACACAAAUAUGGCUUUGGAUACCGUGCAACCAGGUUUGGAGGGGGAACCUAUGUCCGUCGAUGUAAAACCGGACUUGAACCUGAAGACGGAAGAUUCGCUGGUCCCACCGUCAACCUCGCUCGCCGACCUUGACAUGAAGGGCGAGAAGUCCGACUCCUCCAGUUCACUCAAUGGGUCGCCCAAUGAGUCCUCCAAGUCGUCUUCGCCCACGGCUACGUCGUCGAAGCCGCAGAAGGCAUCUACUCCCGGUCCACAGCUCAUUGGAGACCUUCCAAUAGCCAGAGAAGAUGCCCUGAAAACGUUCAACGAGAUACCCUUUAACAACUAUCAGUUCAAGUCCCUGGGUCGCUCCAGGGAGAGCGUCCUUAAGACGUUUGCUCCAUGUGUCGACAACGAAGACAAUGCUUGUGGCCCGUAUUCCGACUGCAUUAACCGCCUUACUCAAGUUGAAUGUCUCCCUGAGGAUUGUCGUUGUCGUUCGCAUUGUCAGAACCAGCGAUUUCAAAAACGACAAUAUGCGAACAUUGAGAUCGUUUUGACGGAGAAGAAGGGCUAUGGACUACGGGCUGAGGAUGAUAUACCCAAGGAUUCUUUUAUUUAUGAGUAUGUAGGGGACGUGGUUAGCCCAAAUAGCUUCAAGAAACGCAUGCGGGAGUACGCCGAGGAGGGAAUUCAACACUUUUAUUUCAUGAUGCUGCAGAAGGACGAGUUCAUCGAUGCCACGAAAUCGGGCGGUAUUGGUCGUUUCGCCAACCACAGCUGCAAUCCCAAUUGCUAUGUCGCCAAAUGGACGGUCGGAGACCAUGUGCGGAUGGGCAUUUUCUCAAAACGCCUAAUUAGGAAGCAUGAGGAGUUGACGUUCAACUACAAUGUGGAUCGUUAUGGUCAUCAAGCACAGACAUGUUACUGCGGGGAGCCCAAUUGUAUAGGGUUUAUCGGAGGAAAGACGCAGACCGAUGUGGCCACGAUGGACGACCUCUACCUGGACGCUCUUGGUAUCACCGACGAGGACGAUGUUGCGGCGUUGAAGGGGACCAAAAAGAAGAAGGGGAAGAAGAUCGACGACCCCGACUUCAUGCCUUCUGUCAAACCUAUCGUCGAAAAGGAGGUACCCAAGGUGGUUCAGGCUAUCCGACAAACAUCCAACCGCAAGGUGCUGUACAAGCUCCUUACUCGUAUCAAGAUCACCGACGACCAAGCCGCUUUGCGUCAAAUCAUGCGCCUUCGUGGUUACAGCGUUAUGAAGAACGUCUUGGAGGACUAUGUCGCAGACCUCGAUCUCGUGGAACUUGUGCUGCAGUGUUUGGAAUCGUGGCCACUUUUGAAUCGAAACAAGGUCGACGACUCUCAAAUUAUGACCUCUGUGGAAGGGCAUGCUACUUCAGAACGGGAGUCCUUACAAGCAUUGGCGAAGAAGCUUAUGGAACACUGGCAAUCUCUGCCCCUCUACAACCGGAUACCUAAGCGAGCUCUUCCCCAGGAUGACGGUCCCUCGAAGGAUAAGCCAGACACCCCAACCCUCGAUCCUUAUGAGGAACAGAUCAAACGUCGACGGCAAGAGGAGGAGCAGAAACUUCGGUGGGUACGAAUCAGAGCUCAGCAGUUAGAAAGGGAGAAACAGCAGCGCCAGUUCCGGGAGCAUCAAAGAGGGCUUGUCAAGGACCUAUACGACCCGUUCCCACCUCAGCCGCAAAAGCCCUCGGUGGAUACCUCGUCGAAGAUGCAGGAGAUGCUCAAGGCUAUCAUCGCCAAUGCAACGGAAACAGUCGCUGCAGAGGAGAAGAGGAAGGCAGAGGAGGCAGAGGCGAAAGCUAAAGCUGAGGCUGCUGCUGCGGAGAAGGCCGCCCGGAGGAAGGCGAGGGCUGCUGCGAAGAAGGCCAUGACGCCUGAGGAGAAGGAGGCACUGAAGGAGAAGAGGCUGAUGAAACUGAUCGGAGCUGUGGUUGUGAAAUCUAUGUCCAAGUAUGCAAGGGGUUUGCAGAAGGACUACUUCAAGAAGUAUGCCAAGGAGCUUACCCAAGUCAUCACUGAGAAGGAGAAAAAGUCUUCCAGUUACAAGGAAGGCCGUCUGGAGUCACUCUCGGAGGAGAAGGUGGCCAAGAUCAAGAAGUUUUCGAAGGAUUAUAUUGCCAAAGUCCUUCGGAAACUGGAGAAGGCAGGGAAAUACUCUUCGCAGUCCUCCAGGGCUACGACAGAGCAGACGGGCGCAUCUAGCUCGACGCAUACACAAACUCCGAAUAGUCUGGAUGGUGGUGAUGGAUCGAUAAAUGGCGGGGGAGAGGUGCCGAUGUCAGUCGAGGAGGCCAUGGAUAUGGAGGAAGACUCGGAUGUGGACGCCGACGGAAGCGUGGCGGGCGAUGAGGAACAGAGACGAGCCUUCAGGAAUGGAGAUGGGCGAGAAGACGGUUCGAAGACGAUGAAAUGA
This is a messenger RNA of Coprinopsis cinerea okayama7#130, 2481 nucleotides long. Its product is annotated as histone-lysine N-methyltransferase. Lineage: Eukaryota; Fungi; Basidiomycota; Agaricomycetes; Agaricales; Psathyrellaceae. Gene Ontology annotation, biological process: regulation of DNA-templated transcription. The transcript has 14 exons. The record is from RefSeq and is a predicted model, not a curated record. Gene Ontology annotation, molecular function: histone H3K36 methyltransferase activity; protein binding. The coding region runs from base 1 to 2481 and encodes 826 amino acids. Gene Ontology annotation, cellular component: chromosome; nucleus; chromatin.